Molecule: messenger RNA, 747 nt
Organism: Erigeron canadensis
Lineage: Eukaryota; Viridiplantae; Streptophyta; Magnoliopsida; Asterales; Asteraceae
Exons: 2
Coding region: 1-747 (248 amino acids)
Source: RefSeq, a predicted model, not a curated record
AUGUCAAGUUCUGACAAAAAUUCAACAUCAUACAUUCGUAGGUAUACAAUUGAUCCAGAAAUUUUGAACACAUUUGUUACGUUUUUGGAAGAUGAAGAAAGAGAAACCGAAAGUUCUGCACGGGUGAACAUACCAAGAGCACCAAGAAGGUACAUAGCCAGAAACUAUGCCGAAGUGGCAACCCGUUUAUUUAAUCAUUACUUUGCCCCGGAGCCCGUCUAUCCUCCUGAUUAUUUUCGAAGGCGUUUUCGAAUGCCUAAGGAAAUGUUUAUUAGUAUAGUUAAAGACAUACAAACCUUUAACUCCAUACAACCAUUACUAAAACACUUUCAAUACUUUCACAAUCCUGGUUUCGAUGUUGUGGAGUACCUGAGAAAACCGACACAAGAAGAUGUUGAUCGAGUGACCGCGAAUCAUUUGGAGGUGCAUGGUUUCCGGGGUGUGCUCGGAAGCAUUGAUUGUAUGCACUGGCCAUGGAGAAACUGCCCCACUGCAUGGCAAGGCCAACACACUUGUGGCGACAAAGGACACCCGACGAUUAUGCUUGAAGCGGUUGCUUCAUAUGAUUUGUGGAUUUGGCAUGCUUACUUUGGACCCACUGGUUCGAACAACGACAUCAACGUACUCAAUGAAUCUGACUUGUUCGACCAACUCCUUGAAGAUAGAGCUCCUGUGGUCAACUUUACCGCUAAUGGUGAGCACUUUACAAAGAUGUAUUAUCUAGCCGACGGUAUUUAUCCUGAAUGA